This is a messenger RNA of Trichoderma reesei QM6a, 1396 nucleotides long. RefSeq lists its product as uncharacterized. Gene Ontology annotation, molecular function: glutathione disulfide oxidoreductase activity. Gene Ontology annotation, cellular component: cis-Golgi network; Golgi lumen; fungal-type vacuole. NCBI's taxonomy places the organism in Eukaryota, Fungi, Ascomycota, Sordariomycetes, Hypocreales, Hypocreaceae. The record is from RefSeq and is a predicted model, not a curated record. Gene Ontology annotation, biological process: cellular response to oxidative stress. The coding region runs from base 425 to 1228 and encodes 267 amino acids. The transcript has 2 exons.
GGCCACUCGUUUCUCGUCCUCCUUUCUCAAAGCUCGACCGUUGAUUCUUCUUCUACAUCAUCGAACUCGUCAUAAGUACAGGCACGGUUCGUUUCACGGUACCACGGAGGAGAAACCCGCCGCUCCUGCGACAGAGAACAACUUCGAUCCAGGGCAAUCGGAAAGGACCAUCAACCGCGACCCGAGCAGCACUUUGUCGCUCGCGCUACUCUCUACUCUACCUAUACUGAAGAUCCGAGCUGCCAGGCAGCGCGCGCCCAGACAGGUUCUUCCUCUGGAUGCUGCUCUAGAGCUUGCCAAAAAAAACAACUCCUCCAGCUCUUCGUCCAGCGCAUUCCUCGUCCUCGUCCUCGCCAUCGCAUCGCAUCGCAUCGCAUUGCAGAGCGCGCGCCGCGUCGAUUGACCCCACGAAUCUCCGGACACGAUGCCUUCCCCGCGACGAAUGCGCCUCCUCAUGGUGGCCGUCGUCCUCACCGUCGUCUUCGUGCUCUUCUACAGCUCGGGCAUGGAGCCGGAAACCGACGUCAGCUUCAAGGGCUUCUACGAGAAAACAAAAGAGGCCAUGGAGCGCGGGACGGCGCGCGGGCAGCCCGUCAUCAACGCCAAGACGGGCGAAAAGGCCGGCCACAUACCCGCCGACAGGGACGGCGACGGCGACAUUGACGGGGACGACAAGGUGGCCGCGCAGGAGCUCCAGGAGCGGCUGCAGGCCGUUGAGCGGGAGGCAAAGGACAAGGCCAACGAGAAGAGCCCCAAGCCCGACAUCCCCAGCCGCAUCGUUGGCGUGGGCAGCUCGGCCGAGGGGCAGGUGAAGAAGGGCCAGGUCAAGGCCGGAGGCGAGGUCAAGGAAGAGACCAAGGAAGAGCACGAAGCCGAGGUGGAGAUUAACAGCAUCUUGAAGAAGUCGCCUGUCAUCAUCUUCUCCAAGAGCUACUGCCCGUAUUCGAAGCGUGCCAAGGGCAUCCUCCUGGAAAAGUACACAAUCACCCCGGAGCCCUUUGUCGUCGAGCUGGACGAGCACCCGCUCGGCCCCCAUCUGCAAGACUAUCUCCUCAAGAAGACGGGGCGGAGGACGGUGCCCAACAUCUUGGUCAACGGAGUCAGCAUUGGCGGUGCCGACGACAUUGUUUCGCUGGAUAACGAGGACAAGCUCGUGGCCAAGGUGCGCGAUCUGGGCCAGGCUCGCGUCGAGAUUUCCGAGCGCUUCACCCCUGGCGAGCAUCAGUGAGGAUGUGUCAUGUCAGAGCGGAGCGCCUUGCUUGUGAUCCUUUUUGCCUUUCUCUUCUUCCUGUACUCUCACCUUAAACUCGCCUCUCUCGCUUGGAUCAAAGCUGAGACUCGUGGCUCGUAUCGGCUGGUUGCUUCUCUUUGGGACGUGGGCAUCAGGGGCUAUCGA